This is a messenger RNA of Aureococcus anophagefferens, 2274 nucleotides long. RefSeq lists its product as hypothetical. NCBI's taxonomy places the organism in Eukaryota, Pelagophyceae, Pelagomonadales, Pelagomonadaceae. Gene Ontology annotation, biological process: lipid transport; transmembrane transport. The transcript is spliced from 3 exons. The coding region runs from base 1 to 2274 and encodes 757 amino acids. Gene Ontology annotation, cellular component: intracellular membrane-bounded organelle; membrane. The record is from RefSeq and is a predicted model, not a curated record. Gene Ontology annotation, molecular function: ABC-type transporter activity; lipid carrier activity; ATP binding.
AUGGAGCCGCUCCUCGCGAGCGAGCACGCGCGGCCGGCGCCGGGCGCCCUCCAGGACGCGAAGCUGACGCACGGCACGCCGCCGUCCGUCGUCUGCCGCGACCUCCGGAAGGUCUACGGCGGCAAGGCCGUCGUCGACGACCUCAGCCUCGACAUGUACGAGGGCGAGAUCUUCUCGCUGCUGGGCCACAACGGCGCGGGCAAGUCGACGACCUGCGGCCUCCUGACGGGCAUCGUCGCGAGCGACUCGAAGCGCGACGACGGCGGCGCGGUCGUCUACGGCCACGGCAUCCGCGGCGGCAUGACGGCCGUGCGCCAGCUCGCGGGCUUCUGCCCCCAGCACGACUGCCUCUUCGAGAAGCUGUCCUGCUACGAGCACGUCGUCUUCUUCGGGCGGCUCAAGGGGCGGGCCCAGGCGGACGCGGAGCGCGCGGCCGCGGACCUCCUCGACCGGUUCCGCCUGGGCGACCGGCGGAGCCACCUGGCCUGCGAGCUGUCCGGCGGCAUGCGGCGCAAGCUGUCGACGGCCAUCGCCCUCUGCGGCGGGUCCAAGUUCGCGCUGCUCGACGAGCCGACCGCGGGCAUGGACGCCUUGGCGCGCCGCGAGCUCUGGGACCUGCUCGCCGCCGUGAAGCGGGACCGCACGGUCCUGCUGACGACGCACUACAUGGACGAGGCCGACGCCCUGGGCGACCGCAUCGGCAUCAUGGUCUCCGGCGUGCUGCGGUGCUGCGGGACGUCCCAGUUCCUCAAGCAGUACUACGGCGCGGGCUACCGCGUCGUCUGCGAGCGCGACAAAAACGCCGCGGCGCCGUCCCUGCGCAAGUUCGACGAGCUCCUCGCGCGCAAGCUCGGCGAGGGCGCGAAGCGCCUCACCGAAGGCGCCGAGGCCGCCCACGACGACGUCAUCGUCGCCACGCUGCCGUCGACGGCGCUGCCGCACUUUGCUCGGUUCUUCGACGCGCUCGAGUCGCAGAAGCGCAAGCUCGAGAUCGCGUCCUACGGCGUCGCCGUGUCGACGCUCGAGGACGUCUUCCUGAAACGUCGCGAAGCGCUCCAAGGCCGACGCCUUCAACGCCCUCUUCCCCAUCCUCGGCUUCUUCGCGACGACGACGUCCGCGCGGAGCGCCAGGCCGUGCUCGCGACGCCCGACGGGCCGGGCGGCGACGAGGAGGCGGGGGCGGCGCCCGCGCUCGUGGUGAGGCACCUCCGCAAGGUCUUCCCGGCGGCGAAGCCCGGCGACGCGGACGUCGUCGCCGUGCGCAACAACUGCUUCCGGGUGCGCCGCGGCGAGUGCUUCGGGCUGCUGGGCGCCAACGGCGCGGGCAAGUCGACGACGCUGAACAUGAUCAUUCGGCACACGGUGCCGUCGGCCGGGGACGCGCGGAUCAUGGGCCACUCCGUGCUCGACGACUUCGACGCGGCCGCGAAGCACCUGGGCGUCGUCGACCAGCACAACACGCUCUGGGACUCGCUGAGCGCCCAGGACCACCUCGAGCUCUUCGCCAUGCUCCGGGGCUGCCCGCGCGGCGAGGCGCGCGCGCUCGUCGACGCGUGUCUGGAGGAUCUCGAGCUGAAGCCGCACGCGGCGAAGCUGAGCCGCGACCUGAGCGGCGGCAUGAAGCGCAAGCUCUGCUGCGCCAUCGCGCUGAUCGGCGACCCGGCCUGCGUGCUCCUCGACGAGCCGUCCGCGGGCCUCGACCCCGUCGCGCGGCGGAACCUGUGGAACGUGCUGGGCGCGACGAUGUCCGCGCGGGGCGUCGUGCUGACGUCGCACCUCAUGGACGAGGUCACGGUGCUCUGCGACCGCAUCUCCAUCAUGACCAAGGGCACGAUGCGCUGCCUGGGGACGCCCCAGCAUCUGGUGGACGCGUACGGGCGCCACUACGAGCUCACCUUGGUCCACACGCUCGACGCGGACCCCGCGAAGCUCGACGAGUUCGUCCACGCGUCCUUCGCCAAGCGGAGCGCGCUCGACAGCGUCAUGCAGAACCGGCGGACCUACCUCAUCGACCGCGACGCCGUCGACGUCGCGAGCGCGUUCCGGUCUUUGGAGAAGCGGAAGAAGGCGCUGGGGGUCGACGAGUACGCGUUCAACCAGCCGUCGCUGGAGCAGGUCUUCCUGAAAUUCGCCGCGUCCGCGCGCGACGACUUCCUCGAGGCCGAGCCCGUCACGGCGAAGCCCCACGGCAACUUCGGCGAGGACGCGGGCGACGCCGAGGCGCCGGCCGCGCUCACGCGCGGGACGUCGUUCUCCCACAAGCGCGGGCGAUAA